CUCUGGCCAAGCCCACUUCUUGAAAGGGAUAAAAGGCAAGGACAGUCCCAGGAGAGCUAGGCUUUGAAGACUCUUCGUUCCUUUGACAUUUUUGCUCCUCUACCCUCUAGCACCAGCUCCCACCAUGACCCAGCGAUCCUCUAUGACCAUCAAGUCAGGGGGCACAAGGAACUUCAGUGCUUCCUCAGCCAGCCUCCUCCCAGGCUGCCGGCCAGGGUUCAGCUCUGUCUCUGUGUCCCAGAGUGGGAAAAGCUUUGGGAGUGGCUUUGGGGGUGGUUUUGGGACAAGGAGUCUUCACAGCUUUGGGGGUAGCAAGAGAAUCUCUGUUAGUGGGGGCUACCGCUCCAGCCGGACCAGCUUUGGGGGUGCUGGCUGUGGGCUAGGUGGUGGCAUAGGGUAUAGAAUUGGGGGAGCUUAUGGCGGGUAUGGAUUUGGAGGUGGGAUGAUGCCUGGAGCUGGGGGCAUCCAUGAAGUCACUGUCAAUCAGAGUCUCCUGACGCCCCUGCACCUGGAGAUUGAUCCUUCUCUACAGCGGGUGCGCAAGGAAGAGAAGGAGCAGAUUAAGACCCUCAACAACAAGUUUGCCUCUUUCAUCGACAAGGUGCGGUUCCUGGAACAGCAGAACAAAGUCCUGGAAACCAAAUGGAGCCUCCUGCAAGACCACAAAACAACUAGGGCCAAUCUUGAGCCCAUGUUUGAAGCCUACAUCACCAGCCUGAGGCGGCAGCUGGACAGCCUGGGUGGAGAGCGGGGCAGGCUGGAGACAGAGCUGAAGAACAUGCAGGAUGUGGUGGAGGACUUCAAGAACAAGUACGAAGAAGAAAUCAACAGACGCACAGUGGCGGAGAAUGAAUUUGUGGUGCUCAAGAAGGAUGUAGAUGCCGCCUACAUGAGCAAAGUGGAGCUGGAGGCCAAGAUGGACGCCCUGGUGGACGAGAUCAACUUCCUGAGAGCUUUCUACGAGGCGGAGCUGGCUCAGCUUCAGGCUCAGAUCUCUGAGACCUCUGUGGUUCUCUCCAUGGACAACAACCGCAACCUGGACCUGGACAGCAUCAUCGCUGAGGUCAAGGCCCAAUAUGAAGACAUUGCCAACCGCAGUCGGGCAGAAGCUGAGUCCUGGUAUCAGACCAAGUAUGAAGAGCUGCAGCGGUCUGCCGGCCGACACGGGGAUGACCUCCGCACCACCAAGAUGGAGAUCUCUGAACUGAACCGGGCCACGCAGAGGCUACGCUCUGAGAUUGAUAACCUAAAGAAGCAGUGUGCCUCACUCCAAGCCACCAUAGCUGAUGCUGAGCAGCGAGGGGAGAUGGCGCUCAAGGAUGCCAAGAACAAGCUAGCAGAGCUAGAGGAGGCCCUGCAGAAGGCCAAGCAGGACAUGGCCCGCCAGCUGCGUGAGUACCAGGAGCUGAUGAACGUCAAGCUGGCCCUGGACAUUGAGAUCGCCACCUACCGCAAGCUGCUGGAGGGUGAAGAGUGCAGACUCACUGGAGAAGGCGUUGGAUCCGUGAACAUCUCUGUGGUCUCUUCCUCUGGAGGCACAGGCUACAGUGGCGGUGGUGGCCUCUGUGUGGGUGGGGGUAGCUACAGUAGUGGCGGUUACAGUGGCAGUGGUGGCCUCUGCCACAGUGGCGGGAGCAGUGGCUUCAGCUCCACCAGCGGUCGCAGCAUCAGUGGCAGCAGCUCCAGCAUGCGUAUCAUCUCUAAGACAUCAUCUUCCAAGAAGAGUUACAGGAGCUAA
Castor canadensis (American beaver) is the source of this 1738-nucleotide messenger RNA. RefSeq names its product keratin, type II cytoskeletal 75-like. Gene Ontology annotation, biological process: intermediate filament organization; keratinization. Lineage: Eukaryota; Metazoa; Chordata; Mammalia; Rodentia; Castoridae. Gene Ontology annotation, cellular component: keratin filament. The record is from RefSeq and is a predicted model, not a curated record. Gene Ontology annotation, molecular function: structural constituent of skin epidermis.